Arctia plantaginis is the source of this 324-nucleotide messenger RNA. NCBI's taxonomy places the organism in Eukaryota, Metazoa, Arthropoda, Insecta, Lepidoptera, Erebidae. The record is from the annotation of a GenBank genome assembly.
AUGAAACGCGAUCUUUCCUUCAUCUUCCUUGAAUCUUCAACGUUGAGCUCUGAUGGUUCAAUUACUCAAAUACGAGUACCAUAUGUAGAGAUAAGGAUAUUUUUUCAAAAUAAUUUUGUGUGCAGACAUCGCGUGACGGAAACCGUGGGCCGUGCCUGGCUCUGCCGGUGUCUCGGCGCGCCCGCCGUCGCCGCUGUCAUGUCUCUGGUCACGCCAGCUCACCACCGCCGUCGCUGCGAUGCGGAAGACAGCUAUCCAGCAGCAAUCGCGGUAUUGUUCAUUCUUUCUGUUGCUCAGGUGUUCUCGCAGCACAAUCAGCAGUAA